Anolis sagrei ordinatus is the source of this 684-nucleotide messenger RNA. It is a transcript of the gene LAMTOR5, whose product is annotated as late endosomal/lysosomal adaptor, MAPK and MTOR activator 5. Gene Ontology annotation, molecular function: guanyl-nucleotide exchange factor activity. The record is from RefSeq and is a predicted model, not a curated record. Gene Ontology annotation, biological process: cellular response to amino acid stimulus; positive regulation of TORC1 signaling. NCBI's taxonomy places the organism in Eukaryota, Metazoa, Chordata, Lepidosauria, Squamata, Anolidae. Gene Ontology annotation, cellular component: cytoplasm; lysosome; Ragulator complex.
GGCUGGUCACGUGGACAGAAGUCAGCUGACAAGGAAGAGCUGGUGUUUUGCGGAAGAGGCUCAGUCGGUCGGCGGGAUGGAAGGCGCGCUUGAGCACCAUUUGGAAGACACAAUGAAGAAUCCCUCCAUUGCAGGAGUCCUGUGCACUGAUUCCCAGGGACUGAAUCUGGGCUGUCGUGGCACUCUCUCAGAUGAACAUGCAGGUGUGAUAUCGGUUCUAGCCCAGCAGGCAGCCAAAUUAACAAAUGAUCCCACAGAUAUCCCUGUAGUGUGCCUUGAGUCAGAUACUGGCAACAUCAUGAUCCAGAAGCAUGACGGCAUCACAGUGGCAGUACACAAAAUGACUUCUUAACCUCAAACCUCCAGAGCACUUACUGAUCUUCAACAACUCACCUUUGUGGAACAUGUUUUGUGCAGAUUGCAGUAGAUUGGCUAUUCAGUGUUACAUGGCAGAAAUUUGCUGGAUCAAGACUGUAAACAUUCUCCUUAUUUAAACCGAACUUCUGCAAUUUCAUACUAUCAUCGAUGGAAAUUGUUAUGUACCUGGAGGCAGUGAAUUGGCGGGUUGUCUAAUUACAACAAAAAAACCCAACCACCCAUCAACUAAUAAAUAAAAAAUGUGCUGUUUUUUCUGUGCUAUUUGACUAAAUGCUUCUCUGUGUUUAAUAAAAUGUGAUAACUGUU